AUGGCACCCACGAAGAAGAAUGGCGGCGGCAACAAGUACUCGGUCAUCCUGCCCACAUACAACGAGCGCCGCAACCUGCCCAUCAUGGCAUGGCUGCUGAACCGCACCUUCACAGAGGCCAAGCUCGACUGGGAACUCAUCAUUGUCGACGAUGGCUCGCCCGACGGUACCCAAGAAGUCGCCAACCAGCUCGUGAAAGCCUACUCACCACACAUCGUCCUUAAGCCCCGCGCAGGCAAGCUCGGUCUCGGCACCGCCUACGUCCACGGCCUGCAGUUUGCCACUGGCAACUUUGUCAUCAUCAUGGACGCCGACUUUAGCCACCACCCCAAGUUCAUCCCGCAGAUGGUCGCCCGCCAAAAGGCCGGCGACUUUGACAUUGUCACCGGCACGCGAUACGCCGGCGACGGCGGCGUCUACGGCUGGGACCUCAAGAGGAAGUUUGUCUCGCGGGGCGCGAACCUGUUCGCCGACACGGUGCUGCGGCCGGGUGUGAGCGACGUCACGGGCAGCUUCCGGCUGUACAAGAAGGCUGUGCUGCAAAAGGUCAUUAUGAGCACGGAGAGCAAGGGCUACACAUUCCAGAUGGAGAUGAUUGUGCGCGCCAAGGCCAUGGGGUGCACCGUGUCCGAGGUGCCCAUCUCAUUUGUGGACAGGUUGUACGGAGAGAGCAAGCUGGGAGGCGACGAGAUUGUCGAGUACGCCAAGGGUGUGCUGAACCUCUGGCUCAAGGUAUGA
Messenger RNA from Emericellopsis atlantica, 738 nucleotides. Its product is annotated as dolichol-phosphate mannosyltransferase. The transcript is spliced from 2 exons. Gene Ontology annotation, cellular component: endoplasmic reticulum membrane. Bases 1 to 738 code for a protein of 245 amino acids. The record is from RefSeq and is a predicted model, not a curated record. NCBI's taxonomy places the organism in Eukaryota, Fungi, Ascomycota, Sordariomycetes, Hypocreales, Bionectriaceae. Gene Ontology annotation, biological process: protein O-linked glycosylation via mannose; GPI anchor biosynthetic process. Gene Ontology annotation, molecular function: dolichyl-phosphate beta-D-mannosyltransferase activity.